This is a messenger RNA of Eimeria necatrix, 4791 nucleotides long. Its product is annotated as Trichohyalin, putative. The record is from RefSeq and is a predicted model, not a curated record. Bases 1 to 4791 code for a protein of 1596 amino acids. Lineage: Eukaryota; Apicomplexa; Conoidasida; Eucoccidiorida; Eimeriidae. The transcript is spliced from 15 exons.
AUGUCUUCUCCGUUAGAUGAGCUCGCUGAUGCCUUCAUAACAUCACAAAGUCCUUUUAUGGGAGCUCAGAAGGGAAUUCAUGGACAGGGACAGCAGAACCAGCAAAGCGUUGGGGGCGAAACACCAUGUGUGCCUGGGGGGGAGGAAACAGCGAUCAGUUCCUCCACAGGUUUCGUUUGCGCUUUCUCGCCUGGCAAAACGUUCGGGCCAGCUUCGAAUGAGCCAACAGAUAUAGCGGCUGCUGCUGCUGCGCGAGAGGCCGAUGAUGCCUUCGGGGAUUGGACUUCGGCACCGCAAGUCACGCAUCCCAUGCAGCAGCAAUGUCAGCAGCAACAGCAGCAGCAGCAAAACAGCGUGACGUCGGGAGCGCAAGGCUUUUGGGCCUCAAACGUUUCACACCAGUCAAGUGUCUCGGGGUCCUUUGCCGAGUUGCUGGAGCCCAACAUCAGCAGCAACACCAGCACUUCAGGCAUCUUACAACAAAGCCCCCAUGUGCCGCUGGAUGGGCAGGCGCAUUUGGGCGCUGCUCCUGACCCCAGAGAUGCUACUCCUCGCGAUUGUGGUGACGCGCUUAUUGCUCUCGGUGCUGCUCCUUCGGGUAGUCUUGCUAGAGCUGCUUCCUUUGCUACUGCUGCUGUGUCUGCAACAGCAGCAGACCCUCAUCCACGGGCCUAUCAGGAACAGUAUGUGGCUAGCAGAUCGGAUCCAUCCGAAACAUUAAAGGAAACCACAGCAGAUGCCUCGGGAAUCGCAGUGUCAGGGUCGCUGGGGCCAAGACCAGCAUCAGCAGCAGCAACAACGGAGCGCGGAGGAAUCGGAGGAACGUCUGACAGUGAAUACGUCCAUCCCUAUUCCACGGGUUCAUCAAGCUCUGGGUUUUCGAAGCCUCGUUCGGCUGUUUCAGGAGUUCCUUCUCCUGCAUCGGGACAUCAAAGUUUGUCUUCAGAUGCACUAGAAGCUCCAGUGGUCGGAGCGCCGGCUGCUGCAACGGCUGCUGCAGUACCAGCCGCUUUUCUUGCUUCGAAGAAUUCCCCAGUUUUCACUAGUGGCGCCUCUACAACUUCGCCUCCAACCGCUUUGAAUUUGGCGUCUGUGCAAGAUCGUGAAUCUUCUAAGAAAUGUGCAACUGAAUGUUUGCAGCCGAGUGGCCCAGCAACUGAGGCAGCAUAUGCGUCACAAGAAAUCACGGGCUUUACCGGAGGAUCCAAAGACUCAGCUCCUGAGGUGCUUCCUUCAAGGGAUAUGACAGGAAAUAAAGCAGAGGCGAGUACAGCCGAUUUGGCAGUGACAACUGAUCAGGCACGUGAAGCCGCACCAGCUCCGACAGCCACACCUGUCGGGAUAUCCGGGGAAUGCCGAGACCGUGCACAUCUAGAAACAGAAGCCAGUGGUCGGCUGCCGUCGCCGCAAGCAGAACAGGCAAAUGCAUCGGCAACAGCAACGGCAGCUGAUGCUGAAAGGCCAGCACAAGAGGCAGAAACAUCGGCAGCGCCUCAGACUGGGACAAUGUGUGAUUGGGAGGCGGUUGAGAAGCUGAGCCAGAAGUACCGUCAGGUAAAGAAACAGAAUGCGUUGCUAAAGGAGGCCCUGCGUCAGCAGCAGCAACAGCAGCAGCAAGGGCAGCAACAGCCUCAACAGCAGCAACAGCAACAGGAAGAGCCGCUAGGGCUCGUGAGCCAACUGCAGCAGCAGGUUGCUUUGGGGGAGUUUCGACAGCGCCAGUUGCUGGAUGACCUAGAUACCGCGCAGCGUGAAUUGAAAAGACAGCAGCAGCAACUGCAGCAGCAGCAGCAGCAACUGCAGCAACAACACCUGCUAUUACUAAAGACGGGAGCAGCGAACCCUUCAUCAGCAGGCGGCCCGGGAAGUAGUUGGGGACUGUCAUUGCUUGGGGGUGGCAGUGCAGCAGCCAAAGAUGCCGAGCUGAAGGCUCUGCAGCAGCAAGUCGAGGUACUGGGAGAAGAGCUUCAGCUCAAGAUAGAAGAGAAUGAGCGACUGCAUUUGGAAGCUUUUGAGGAGAGGCAGCAGCAGCAGCAACAGCAACAGCAGCUCGAAGCCACGAUACGGCUUUUGCAGCAACAGCAGGAGGCAGCGCAACAGCAGCAACAACAGCAAGCCGCUGACCACGCAGAGCAGCAAAGAGAGUAUGAGAGACUGCAGCAGCAGCAAGAGGAAAAGAUGAGGCAGCUCCAGCAGCAGCUCGAGAACGCUCACACCCAGCAGCAACUAUUGCUGAGACAGGCAAUGGAAGAUCGAGAGCAACUGCUGCUUCGGGAGCAGCAGCAACAACAAGAGCAGCAGCAGGCUGUUGCAUAUUACAGCACCCUCCUUGGCUGCGACUACUCACGGAUUCCACUGCUGCACUGCCUCGACCUUCCCUCAGGGGGGUAUGCCGCUGCUGCUGCUGCCGCUGCUGCAGCACAGGAGGAACUGCUACGGCUCAUUGUCGCCGCACUAGGAGAUUUGCGGCGCCUGCUGUUGUGCUGGGCAGCAGGUCUGGAGGUGUCGGCAGGAGCAACAGAUCAAGGCGGAGAGGGGCUCCCACCGUCAGAUGAAGAAGGCGCUUUGUCUGAUGCAGAUACACCCGCCAACCGCCUGCCCCACUCUCUUGGCCUUUCCUGGCGCGUCCGAACUGCAACUCGGCAGGCACGCCGAGCUGCCUUCGAUUCAGUGGCAUCCAUUACGGCUAUCUGUUCUUUGCUUGAACACGCGGCUGCUGCUGUUGCUGUCGCUAGUGCUGAACCUCUGGCCCGGCGGACCAACAGCAACCUGGAUAUUUGUUCAGGCAAGAUACAGGAAGAAACAAGAAGGUUCAGCGUUGCUUUUUCGUGUUUUAUCUCCUUGACUCUCCUGGCAGUCUCUUUGCAGCACGACGCCCUCAAUGGCCCCCAGCAGCACCAGCGGCAGCAGCUAGAUGCAAAGCAUGAUGAACACCGCGGUAGUAACGUGGACCCGUUCAUGGCUUGUCUGGAAGACCUACAGAGAGAUGCUGCAGCGCUUAGUGCUGUCGCCGCUGCUGCAUUUGAAUAUAUGGGAGAGCAACCCAGCAACAGCGGUGAUGAUGACAUUGCAGCACACACCGAUGCUCUCUCGGAGAAGCAUUUUCUGACCUUGACUGCCGUUCUCACUAACUCAAAGCUAGAGCACGACGAAAAAAAGCUCCUUGCUGCUGAGAAGUGCCAGCAGCAACAAAACCAGAAUGGGGAUUUGCAGAGUCAGUUGCAGCAAGAGUUAAGGAUGCCGCCUCUUCCCUUGUCGCCCUCUAAAUCAGUUCAUGUGCAGCACCAGGGAAAGAAGGGGCAGCAGUUGGAUCUAUCAACGCUAUUUCCGUGGCGUGGUGGUUUGCCUUCAACUUUUCAACCGGAGCAGACGGAGGAGGAUGUACCACAUCAGUCUGAAUGCAGCAAAUGGCUGCAUCAGUUGAGGAGUAACAGGGGAGCAGCGUCAGCUGGAAUUACCUUAUCACGAUGGCGUGGAGCGGCAGAAGCAAAGAAAGAGCGACUGCUACAGCUUUUUUUUGAUCAGUUGAAGACAGUUUUGCAGACCUUCCGGAAUAUGGCUGUCUGUCUCUCUGGCCGCAUGCGUCGUCCCGCAGACCUAGUUGAUGGGCAACUGCUGCUGCUGUCCGGCACAGGACCUUGCAUGCUGUCGCUGCUGCAGGCGCUACGUGCAGUGAGCAACGCAGACGGGGGAACUUCCCGUCUGCUGCAUCACUCUAAGUUGCUAUUGCUGCUGCAGCAAAGCCCUUCUUACGCGGCUCUUCGCGCAGAGCCUCUGCAUGACGUCGCUACAGUAGGCAUGCAAUGCCUCUCCAACAUUCGCGCCAUCCUCCUGAACUCUGGCCAGAAAAUUUCGACACGAGAUGCGAGACAAGUCUUUAGCAAGCGCCAGGCGGCAGAAGCCCAAGUCGCUGCCGCUGCGGCUGAUGUACGUCUACUAGAGGAGCGCGUCGCCGAAGCAAACAAAGCCGCUUCUCAGCUGCGAGAAGCAAAAGUGGCAGUCGCGCUGCUCCAGGCUGAAGUUGCGAGGCUAAGGGGAGGCACCUGUAGCGCCGCUACAAGCUUUACCACUGAAACAUCUCCUACAAGGAGCGGUAGCAGCCGCUGCUCCGCGCACCUUGAAGGUGGCGUAGGAGGGUUGCCUGUGCUUGCCGACGUUCCUGCCGCUGCAGAGUCUUCUGCAGCUGUUGUUUCUAAGGGAUCUAGUAGUCAAGGUGAUCCUGCUGUCAAGGGGCUGGCGUUGCUGGCUGGCCCAACCACAGCAGAUGCAGCAGCUUUCAUAGCUAAGGAAGCAGAUUUGGCCAGCAUGGCUUUUGACGCCUCUGCUGAAGAGAAAAGAAGCGUGUAUGCGGAGGAGCUGCUGGUGUUACAGCAGAAACUGCACGCGGAAGCAGCAGCUCUCGCUGUACUCAGGAUGCAACUCAGCAGCGCCUUCAAGGCUGUUCAUGCGCUUGAGGACCAGCGUGCUGCCCUGCACCGUGAGCUUCGCCGCUCGAAGGAAGCAGGAGCGGCUGCAGCAGCUGCUGCUGUUGCUGCUGCAACAGAAACUGCAGCAAGCGCUCGCCUGGCAGAGGAAAACUACUCCCAACAGUUGCGGCUUUUGUCUCUCCACGUAGCCGAGACACAUGAGAAGAGCAAAGAGAAGCAGAAAGAGCUGGAGGAUCUUCUGAAGCACAAAAUACUCUGCGGACGAUGCGGAGUGUGGAACCCCCUCAGUGACCUUCUGGUAGAAGGCCAGUCCUGGGGUUCUUGCGCGAUGUGUAGAGGCAGAGUGACUGAGCGCCCAUUCUGA